Messenger RNA from Trichomycterus rosablanca, 2746 nucleotides. RefSeq names its product nucleolin (gene nucleolin). The transcript has 16 exons. Lineage: Eukaryota; Metazoa; Chordata; Actinopteri; Siluriformes; Trichomycteridae. Gene Ontology annotation, molecular function: RNA binding. The coding region runs from base 136 to 2175 and encodes 679 amino acids. The record is from RefSeq and is a predicted model, not a curated record.
GUGGUAGGAGGAGAGCUGGGACUGUUGGUUCACUCGCUGUGCUGCUGCUGCGCUGAAACCAGCACGUGUUUAAACCUCCACACAAACGCACAGAUCAACUUUAUCAUCGUGUUCCAGUCAGACAGAAGCGCAGCCAUGGUGAAACUCGCAAAGACCCCGAAGAAAGAAGUGAAGGAAGCAGCACCUAAGAAAAAGGCUCCACCACCGAAGCAGGUCGAAGAGUCCAGCGAGGAGGACAGUGAUGAAGAUGAUGAUGAAGAGGCUCCACCACCACCCAAAGCAGCAGCUAAGAAAAACGCCACCCCCGCCAGAGCGGUGAAAAAUGGAAAAGCCGCAGCCAAGCAAGAAAGUGAGGAAGAAGAUUCAGACGUUGAUGAUGAUGAUGACGACGAAUCUGAGGAGGAGCCUCCAGCACCCAAGAAGGCCACUCCUGCUAAAGCUACCCCUGCUAAAGGAGCUAAAGCUACACCAGCUAAAGGAGCCAAGGCGACACCCGCUAAAGCCGCUCCUGCAAAGAAAGAAGAGUCUGAAGAUGACGACGACGAAGAUGACGACGAAUCGGAAGAGGAGGAAACGCCUCCCCCAAAGAAAGCCACUCCUGCUAAACCCGCCGCCAAAGCUGCUCCCGCCAAGGCUGCGGCUAAAGAGGAGUCCGACGAUGAUGACGAUGAGGAUGAUGAGGAGGACAUGGACACGACUCCUGCACCAGCCAAAAAAGCAGCUGUGAAAGCUAAGGAUGAAGACGAUGAGGACGAUGAGGAAGAGGACGACGAUGAUGAGGAGGACGACGAUGAUGAGGACGAUGAGGAAGCUCCUGUAACACCCGGGAAGAGGAAAGCCGAUGAGAAGAAGGAUAAAGAAACGCCGCCGGCCAAGAAAGCCAAAGCUGACGGAGAAACCUUCAGUCUCUUCAUGGGUAACCUGAACUCCGAUAAGAGCUUCGAGGAAAUCAAGGAAGCCGCCUCCAAGUUCUUCAAGAAGGAGGGUCUCGAUAUCCAGGACGUCAGACUCGGAGGGUCCAAGAAGUUCGGUUACGUGGAUUUCCACUCUGAGGAGGAUCUCCAGAAAGGUCUCGCUCUGAACGGCAAGAAGUUCCUGGGCCUGGCCAUCAAACUGGACCGGGCCAAGAGCAAAGAGGACUCGCAGGAGAGCAAGAAAGAGAGGGACGCCAGGACUCUGUUUGUGAAGAACCUGCCGUACUCCAUCACACAGGACGAUCUGAGGGAGCUUUUCGACCAGGCUAUCGAUAUCAGGAUACCCAUGGGUCAGAACGGUUCCAGCCGAGGAAUCGCGUACGUGGAGUUCAAGACCGAAGCCAUCGCCGAGAAGAUGCUGGAGGAGACGCAGGGUUCGGAUGUUCAGGGCAGAUCCAUCAUGGUGGAUUUCACGGGUGCGAAGAGCCGACAGGGCGGCGCUGGCGGUAAAGGACCGACUUCUGGACCUGCUAACAAAGUCCUGGUGGUAAAUAAUUUAGCGUUCAGCGCCACAGAGGAUUCUCUACAGGGCGUGUUCGAGAAAGCCACGGCCAUCAGGAUACCACAGAAUAACGGCCGGCCCAAGGGCUACGCGUUUGUGGAGUUCGACAGCACAGACGACGCCAAGGAGGCGCUAGAGAGCUGCAAUAACACCGACAUCGAGGGCAGAUCGAUCAGACUGGAGUACAGCCAGAGCAGAGACGGUGGAGGACGAGGAUCAGGUCCCUCUAAGACGCUGUUCGUCAAAGGCCUGUCAGACGAGACGUCGGAUCAGUCCCUGAGAGACGCCUUCGAGGGAGCCGUCGCCGCCAGAGUGGCCACAGACAAGGACACCGGAUCGUGUAAAGGGUACGGCUUUGUGGACUUCGACAACGAGGAUGACUGCAAGGCGGCGAAGGAAGCCAUGGACGACGGCGAGAUCGACGGAAACAGAGUGACCCUGGACUUCGCCAAGCCCAAGGGCGAGGGCGGACGGGGCGGCGGACGAGGAGGAGGCUUCGGGGGCGGUAGAGGAGGCCGAGGUGGAUUCGGAGGAAGAGGCGGCUUCGGAGGACGGGGAGGCGGAUUCAGAGGAGGACGAGGAGGUUUCGGAGGAAGAGGCGGCGGACGGGGAGGAUUCCGAGGAGGACGCGGUGGAGGCGGCGGCGGCGGAGGAGGAGGACCAAGACCUCAGGGGAAAAAGAUCAAGUUCGAUGAUUAAAUCUUUUUUUUUUUGUUUGUUUAUUUUAUACUUCCUGUUUGAACGGACUGUUUCUGUACGAAUGUUUUUGGACAUUCCAGCGUGUUGUGGUGGAGCGUCCCAUCUCAUCUGCUCGAAAGCUUCUGAAAUGUCCCUCAUCCAGACGCUUCACGUGUUCCCUCUUCAGGGGGGAGAAGGUUGGAAUGUGAAUAAAGCUCUGUUGGGUUUUGUUUUUACUUUUUCUUUUCUCUUCGUCGUUAAAAUGAUUUAUCGUCCUGGAUUAUUAUUUUGAUUUGUUUCUUUCUUUUUUUUUAUGUUCGGUUUGAUUUAGGUGCCUGUUUUAUCGUAACUGUACAAAGCCUGUUGUAAUGAACAAACGAUUAAACACACCCAAACUGUUUUUUGGGGCUUUUUGAACCUGAGUAAGACGUGUAGUGUCCUGAAUCGGUGUCCCCCGCGUGAGUGUGGAGGCGUUUCUGUUCGAAACGUCUCGCUUUAUAGAGUCUGGAUUCUAUCCAACUGUAUCUGCUGAUGUUUUUCUGUUGGAAAUCCGAGUGAGACGCGUUUUUGAAUAAAAAUUAUUUGUAAAGUC